AAUACAGACGUGCUCAUCGAAGCAACUUAAAAAUAGCUUAAUUAACAUUUUUUUAUUGUGACCUAGUUUUAGACACUUAGCGUUUUUGUUGUGUUAAAUACAAUUACACAGUUUUUAUUACAAAUAUGGACAAAAAGUGAUCAUCUACAAUUAUGGAUAGCAGCCCCUCCCACCGUGGCGGACUGCCACAUCGCUCUUCACCAUCAGCAGCAACACCUAGAAGUCACGCACAGGAUGAAACAACGGAGGUUUUUUCUACUCCUGAAAUUCAGUCCUGGAUGUCUAGCAUUGAGCAGUGCUUGAAUGAGGUAUCGACCACAGUUUCGGAAGGCAAGAUGAACUCCGAACAAAAACUUAGAGUGAGUAACCUUUGUCGCAAAGUGGGAUAUGGAGUUUCUCAAAUGGCUGUGCAAUAUCAGUCAUUGAAACAUAAAGCCCUCCAAAACUACGCCACCCUACAAACGUUAAAGGAAAAUCAAGACCUCGCGAUUAGUUUGACUGAGAUCAAGCAGAAACUACAGGACACUCUCAUCAAACAAAAUUCUGAAAGCACUACCUUUGCAGACAUGGUGAAGGGUACAAAAAGCCUUAUUCGACCUCACGCAACUAGCUCAGUCGCUAUAUACCCUAGUGACCAAACCAAGACCAGUGAAGAGACCAAAACUUUAGUUCAAAAAAUUGUGUGCCCUGAGGAAAUGAAACUAAAGGUACGUGGCCUUCGCAAAAUAAGAAAUGGAGGUGUUAUCAUAAGCACGGAGACCAAGGAUGACAUCCUAAAAUUGAAGCAGACUGUCGAGAGUUCCACUUCUGCACUUACUGUCGAUGAACCUCGAAAGCGGAAGCCCCGUAUUAUAAUUAUUGGGGUACCUACUGACAUGGCAGAGAAAGAAGUAUUUAAAAGUAUUUACGAACAAAACAUUGCAGACAAACAUCCAACAUUGACCAAGGAUACCUUUCUGACCUCAAUUAAAUUAAGCCACAAAUCAGGGAAAAGGGAAGCUGACAGCUGCAACUACAUUGUUGAAGUACCAGCCAGCGUCCGGAAAGCCCUAGUGAAUCAGAACAGGCUUUACAUAAACUGGACGUCAUGCCCGGUACAUGAUUUCACCCUUGUGACUCGGUGCUUCAAGUGUCAGCAGUAUGGUCAUGCAUCUAAGACUUGCAAAUCCAUCACCUCUACUUGUGGCCACUGUGGAGCAGACGGACACGCGACACAAGAGUGCUCCUCUAAGGAAAACCCUCCAAACUGUGCAACCUGCAAGCGCUAUAAAAAACCCUGCAACCAUGAGACGGGAGAUUUGGAUUGCCCUGCUAGAAAAGCCGCAGAAUAUAGAUAUAUCAACUCUAUAGAUUAUGGAGGUGCCUGA
Helicoverpa zea (corn earworm) is the source of this 1367-nucleotide messenger RNA. RefSeq lists its product as uncharacterized. The coding region runs from base 153 to 1367 and encodes 404 amino acids. The record is from RefSeq and is a predicted model, not a curated record. Lineage: Eukaryota; Metazoa; Arthropoda; Insecta; Lepidoptera; Noctuidae. The transcript has a single exon. Gene Ontology annotation, molecular function: zinc ion binding; nucleic acid binding.